AUGUUAUGGCUGCAUCAUUACCUGCAUGGUCACAAGACUUAUUCACUUGGACAUCGCUACGGAUCUUUAGCACUUUAUAAGACGCUCGGAAAGAAAACACCUUCCUAUGAAGAACUAUCUACUGCAGUGAUCGAAAUAGAAGCAAUGCUGAAUACGAGACCGCUUUUCUACGUGGACUCUGGACCAAAUGCGGACCAAAUACUACGUUCAAUCGAUUUCUUGCAGAACGAGUUCGAAAUUCCGUUUCCACUAAACUCAGCAGAAGGAGACGGUGAAGAUCCCACAUACCUUCCAGCUGAUAAACGCACCCAGUAUCUAACAUCUCUGCGUGAAAAACACCAACGUGAGGUCGGAAAACAGCGAGGAAGCAGCUACCAUCCCGAAAAAGGAAAGCUGGUGCUGAUAUGCGACAACCUUCAACCGCGACAGUCUUGGAAGAUGGGUCGGAUUGUCGAGUUAAAGGAAACUACGGACGGCACAGUUAGAGAGGCAGUAGUUAUACUGCCCUCCCAUCGCAAGAUACGACGACCUAUAAAUCUACUCGUUCCCCUGGAACUUGAAGACGAUCAUAAAGAAGAACACAAGGAAGAUGAUUCCAGCUCUGCGAACUGCGAUGGUGAAACAACACUAAACCAGGUCGAUAAGCAGCUGUCAGACAACACCACAACAAUUGAAGGUAGGACUAUGAAAGAACCUGAAGGAACGUCUUCUUCACGGUAA
Necator americanus (New World hookworm) is the source of this 720-nucleotide messenger RNA. RefSeq lists its product as uncharacterized. NCBI's taxonomy places the organism in Eukaryota, Metazoa, Nematoda, Chromadorea, Rhabditida, Ancylostomatidae. The transcript is spliced from 2 exons. The coding region runs from base 1 to 720 and encodes 239 amino acids. The record is from RefSeq and is a predicted model, not a curated record.